Dracunculus medinensis (Guinea worm) is the source of this 1833-nucleotide messenger RNA. The record is from the annotation of a GenBank genome assembly. Lineage: Eukaryota; Metazoa; Nematoda; Chromadorea; Rhabditida; Dracunculidae.
AUGGAAAAGAUGAGCGAAGUAAUUUUGCCGUUUGGUACAUUUGACCUAGAAGCUGUCAGCAGUUUCGAUGGUUGUCCGCUGACGAUUGCUGAUGGGUAUUAUCCUUUGAGUAUGGUGGAUGUAACCGCUUGCCCAAGAUGGAAAUUCAGAGAAUGGUAUCGUUCACAAAUUUUAGCAAUUUAUAAGUUAAAAUUGAAUAAAAUUGAAUUCGUAAAUGAAAGCCUAAUUGAUCGAAUUCUUUAUACAUUACUGCAGUUACCUAGAGGAACACUUUAUAAGUAUCCCAGUUGUUAUUCAGCUUGCAGCUUAAAUAGUAUUUAUCCCACCCCUGAAAACUAUUCAGCGUCUGUUCGUAUAGCUUGUCCAGAAGAUAUCGCUUCACCCACAUUGGAUAAAGAUAAUCCAAUGUCAACUUCCAUUAUUUUUGAAAAAAUAUUUAAGAACGUAGAAACAGAUGAAUGUUCUUGGAUUGAUGUGCCUGAGCCAGCUUUUAUCGCCAUCUGUUCAUAUUUACAUCCAAUUGAUAUCGUAAAAAAUGUUUCUGCUGUAUCGCGAAGGUGGAACUGGUUGGUAAAGAAACUUCAUUUAUGCCGUCAAGCACGAAUCAAUAUCACUGACCCUCCUUAUCAUCGAUAUUCAUUGGGUGUUUUUUUACAUGAGCAGGGAAAUUGGAUUGAAAAAUUAUGUAUAAAUGUGACAUGCAGUGCUAAGAUGUUUGUAGAUGAAGAGUUUUUCGAUUUAUUUCCGAAAUUCAUGCCUCGAGUGAAAGUACUGGACAUCGGUUUUUUUCCAUGUUUGUAUCAUUUUUUCAUGCUUAACCAAAGAUAUUUUCUUACAUUCUUUUGUUUUGCUGAUUAUUCUGGCUUACUUUCAAAAUUUAAGAAUCAACAAACCCCAGAUUUUUAUGAGGUUAUUUUUGCCGUGGGUUUUCCUCAUUUGAGGCAAUUAAACCUAAACAGUUGCAAAGCGAUUAAGAGUGAAGAUCUUCAUGUUUUAUGCAAAACAAAACGGCAUAUUGAUGUGUUAAGUGUCGAUGGAGUAGGAUUUACUCCUUGUCGUAGUAUCGCCUCAUCUAUCUUUUAUUAUUCGAUUAAAAGGUUGUAUUUGGAUGGUGAAGGAAUGACGGAUGCUGACUUCAGUGCCAUAUCAACGUGUUCAAAUUUACAAUUAUUAUCCAUAUCAUUUUGUGAUACUGCCACUGAUCUUGCUCUUUCAUACCUCAAGAAACUUUCUGCUUUGGAACAUCUCCACCUUCGCAAAGGAAAAGAUUUCUCAUCGUUGGCUUUAAUGCGUUUCUUUGCUUUAUCAGAUAAAAAUAAACGAAUUGAAGAGUUUCCGUUACGUUUGAAAUUUUUAAAUAUGGGCGAGUGUGUUGGUAUCAAUGAUAAUGUUGUAGAUGUGAUAACGAAAAGUUGCGCUGAUCUUCAUUCUUUGUGUCUUUGCUGGUGUUGGUCGAUUACUGAAGUAGGAUUCGCAAAUAUUGUUCGUCGACUUAGGAAGCUUAUGUUUUUGGAUGUAAGAGGCAUGGAUAUGAUUACCGCUUCAUCUUUAUGUGACGUGCCAUAUUUAUAUCUGCGACAGUUGCGUUUCUUAUCCGUUGAGCAAUGUUGUAGGGUAAGAAUUUCAUAUGUUGAAGACAUUAUUCUUGAGAUGCUAAAUUUACGCAAAAUCGACUUAUUCAUUCUAAAUUACGAUAGUUAUUAUAUAACGUUGACAAUUGGCAAUGGUAAAAUUUCGUUUGAAAGUCGAUGUGAUGAUGUAUAUUGCAGAGCAGUUAGAGAAGAACUCAUUGAGUAUGAAGGAUUGUGUUGUAUGUCAGAUGUGCUUCGCUGA